AUGUUGUCUGCAUCACGUAGGGAAGCCUUCUGGGCCUUUUUGCUCACCGUUGCACUUCUUAGUAGCACCAACGGAUGGGCCAGCAGAGCGAGCAUUGUAGCCUAUACCGCCACCUCAGUGACGCGGAGUCAGCUCGCUGACGCGUCACUGGAACACUGGGCACAGUACCAGACCCUGUGCGACUCGCCAGGCGCUGCGCGAAAGAUCCCACUCGUGGAUUCACUGAACCGAGUCUUUGAGAACGUUGCCACCGCGAAUGCCCGCUUCCCCUUCUACGCCUGGGGCAACUCGUCCUGGUACGUGAGCAGCAUGGGCUUCCUCUCCCCCACCCCGUACGGCAUGUGCAACGGGUACUGCGCGGCGCGUUUCUUUGCCGAUCUUGGCGGAACGUACGCGUUUUCGAGCGACACGUCCGUGCUGUACGGCGGUGGCGGCGACUGGCCCAUGAUUGGCCUGUACGCGAUGCCGUUUGAGACGACCGCGGCGAGUGCAUCGGAGAGCUUCAUUUUGACGCUGGACUCCUCCGCGGACGGCGCAGCGUACACGGCAGUGGAGUACUGCAGCGUGCCGGCGCUUAACCAAGCAGCCACCGCGGAGGCCCGGCUGACGGCACAGGUGGUGGUGUACGCGAACGGCACCAUCAUUAUGCGGUACGCCUCGCUGCCUGACACCCGCGCGCUGCCGGCGUACAUGCCGAGCACGGGGCUCAUCUACUCAAAGACGCUGCGCACGGUGGUGCCGACGCCGACGGCGGCCAACGGCAUUGCCGCGUACCGCUUCGACCCCGUGCUUGACGCGUGUGCCGGACAUGGCGACGCCCCCGCGUGCACGGCGGACACGGGGCGCGGCUGUGUGUGGUGCUUCUCCACGUCGGCGUGCUGUGCGAGCACGCUAGUGUCGGAGGUGUGCCCGCGCGGGCAGUGGACAGCACUUGCAAGCAGCACGGCCGCCUUCACGCCGCCCCAUCUUCAUCAUCUGUCGGUGAUGUGCCACGACGGUGAGGAAGGUGGCGCUGGCCGCGGCGGAUGGCGAUUGCGAGUUGGGGUGGUUGCUUGGCUCGGCGUACCACGCCUCCUGAAUGUGCCUAGUCGUGCUGCUCUCCGUCGCAAGGUAGAAGCGGGGUGCACAGCGU
Molecule: messenger RNA, 1132 nt
Organism: Leishmania braziliensis MHOM/BR/75/M2904
Lineage: Eukaryota; Euglenozoa; Kinetoplastea; Trypanosomatida; Trypanosomatidae
Exons: 1
Source: RefSeq, a predicted model, not a curated record